AUCACCUCACCUCUCAAGACAGCCAUAUUCCCACUUCCCCUCACCCCCUAGAUUGCCCCUUGACACCAUGGCUCCGAGCUUCCCUCCCGACACUGCUGGCCCGGAUGCAGCCCGCGCCUACAUUACGCGCACACUCAUCAGGAAAUACGAUGCAACCCCCGAACUUGCAGAGAAAUUGGCCACCUGUUGGCAACUAGGCCGGGUGUCGGAGCUCCGUGCGGCAUCACUGAAGCAUCUGCAAGGUGACUUUGGAAAUGAUGCUGGCUUGUGUCUGCACCGCGCUAUUCGGGAAGAUAUUAUUGGAGACUGGCAGGAAACACCAACGGCAGCAUUCACAAUCUGGCUCGCCUCCACCGCCACCGUGAUUCAUACAAUCGUUCUCGUUUUGUUCUUCUUGCCCGAAUUGAGAUUCCAGUCUCCUUGCCAGCGGAUUCUGUUGGCGAGGUCGCCUGCGUCGUGGUUGUUCUUCGCUGCCGGCAUGUUGAACUAUGCCUAUCAAAGACUAUACCAUGAAGAUGCGAUCUCGGUGCCGGUAGCGGCUGCGGCCGGGGCUAUUAGUCUGGCAGUGGGAGUGAGCAUGUUUUGGUAAUGAAAGCAUACUCUCAUUCCAUAAUGACCUUCCCUUUUGAACAUACUAGGCUACGAUGAGAGUCGCCGAGUUGGAUUGAAAGUUUGGGGCAUUAGCAUCACCUCGAUCCAGGAACAGUUGGAGGCAUGCCGUUACGCACUAUAUACCCAUGUACAUUUCGUGAACGAACUACUGGAUGCUCCAUAUAUCACUGAACUAACUGCCUGGGAUUAUCAAAAAGUCUAAGUCUAAAAGGUUAGUUGAUAAAUUCUGCCUACCAUGUCAUCCCAACUGUCAAUUCUGAGCGGGAGUUACCCGGACAUCUCUUCAUCAACAUCCUCUCCGAUAAUACGUAUUUUUAAACUUCUAUUG
Messenger RNA from Aspergillus ibericus CBS 121593, 940 nucleotides. RefSeq lists its product as uncharacterized. Lineage: Eukaryota; Fungi; Ascomycota; Eurotiomycetes; Eurotiales; Aspergillaceae. Bases 68 to 589 code for a protein of 173 amino acids. The transcript is spliced from 3 exons. The record is from RefSeq and is a predicted model, not a curated record.